Molecule: messenger RNA, 1397 nt
Organism: Ficedula albicollis (Collared flycatcher)
Lineage: Eukaryota; Metazoa; Chordata; Aves; Passeriformes; Muscicapidae
Gene: ISCU
Product: iron-sulfur cluster assembly enzyme
Exons: 5
Coding region: 21-503 (160 amino acids)
Biological process (GO): iron-sulfur cluster assembly; intracellular iron ion homeostasis
Cellular component (GO): mitochondrial matrix; cytoplasm
Molecular function (GO): ferrous iron binding; 2 iron, 2 sulfur cluster binding
Source: RefSeq, a predicted model, not a curated record
UGCCCCUCCCCUCAGUCAAGAUGGCGGCUCUGAGGGCGGCGGGGGCGGCGCUGCUGCGGCCCCGGCCCGGGCCGGCCCCGGCCGCGCUGGGCUACCACAAGAAGGUGGUGGAUCACUACGAGAACCCGCGCAAUGUCGGCUCCCUCGACCGCAAUGCCAAGAAUGUGGGCACCGGCCUGGUGGGCGCCCCGGCCUGCGGCGACGUCAUGAAGCUUCAGGUGGAAGUGGACGAGAACGGCAGGAUCGUGGACGCUCGCUUCAAAACCUUCGGCUGCGGCUCGGCCAUCGCCUCCAGCUCGCUGGCCACGGAGUGGGUCAAAGGGAAAACGGUUGACGAAGCGCUGAAAAUCAAGAACACAGAUAUUGCCAAGGAACUCUGCCUUCCCCCUGUCAAACUGCACUGCUCCAUGCUGGCUGAAGACGCCAUCAAGGCUGCCUUGGCUGAUUACAAACUGAAGCAGGAUCCAAGCAGAGAAUCGGACAAAAAAGCCGACAAUGCCUGAACUGCCUGCGCAGCUUCUCCUCCUCCCUCCUCACUCUGCAGUGCAAUUCCCGAGCUGUAGUAGGACCCUAUGCACUACUCAAGCUGUAAGAUACGCACAAGUUACGCACAACGUGUCCCUGUGGUGUCCAGCCACUCCGUAGUGCUCACGUGGAUGGGGGCUCCUGUCCCUCGGGAAGACUCCGCUCCGGAGACAAACCCCGCUACUGGCCGGUACUGGAAGGGCUGCACUUUGAUUUUUAUUUUGGGAAAAUGUCUAGUUUUUGCCUAAUACUUGAUGGAAUUUGGUGGGAAGCGUUGCCCUGGUUUGGAUGAGUGUGUGAGAAUUGCAGCGCCGCCCUCGGCUCCGGCUGCCUCAGGGUUGGUUUCACAAUCCUGGGGCAAAUUCCUGCCCUUGGAAUUCUGGGAGACCCUUUGCAGGUGCCAAAGGGAAAAGUGGCCAGGAAACACUGGUGGUUUCUGUUCCCAUCCUGUCACUGUUAAUUUUUGAAGCUCUUGAUUGAGAACAGCCUGAAUUUCUUGGUGUUUUCGCUAAGAAUUUCACUUUUGCACUCACCAGGUGCUCUCUUACAGCUGUAAAUCCUGGUCUACAGGAAGGUGUUCCUGCCCAAGGAAAGGGUUUGCAACUGGAUGAGCUGUAAGGUCCCUUCCAACCAAAACCUGUCCCUCUAAAAUACGCCCUCAGACUGGAUACCCUGUGGUAUCCAACAGAGCUGGAAUGCAGAGCUGAGGGGGAGUUCCUCCUUUCCAGGGAAGCAUUUCCAAACCAAGCAGACAGCAUACUGGCAAACUUCACUUUUUUACCCCACAAGACACCUCACUUCCCAUUUUUCAUACUGAGGGUGUUAAGCAUUUAAAACCACAUUUAAAAAAAUAAUUGUCUCGUUCUGCUCCA